This is a messenger RNA of Spea bombifrons (plains spadefoot toad), 564 nucleotides long. RefSeq names its product phospholipase A2 inhibitor NAI-like. The transcript is spliced from 4 exons. The coding region runs from base 1 to 564 and encodes 187 amino acids. NCBI's taxonomy places the organism in Eukaryota, Metazoa, Chordata, Amphibia, Anura, Pelobatidae. The record is from RefSeq and is a predicted model, not a curated record.
AUGAACAACACCGCUCCGUAUUGUACCGGAAGUGCUCAGAACUGCUCCUUGCCCGUCUGCAUGUCAACUCUUACGAGAAGCUCAACGGCGAAGGGGGGCACAGUGACCGAGUUUGAGAGGAGCUGUGGGAGGCCGAAUCGCUGCCACUUGAUGGGUAGUAUGACCAGUUACUCCGUCUCGACUGCAACCAACAGCACAUGCUGUUCCUUGGACCUGUGCAAUCCACCGGUGCCGACCUUACCUACUCAAACCAAUAAAAUGUUAAACGGAGUCCAGUGUAAAACCUGUUUUGCUCAUAACAACCAAUGCCCCAAGUUUGAUUCCAUUAACUGCACGGGAGAAGAAACGUUCUGCGUGGAAUACGACGUUGCGGGUGAAACCGGAUCCACCACGAUCUGGGGAUGUUCCAGCGAGAGCUUUUGCCAUUCUACAGAAUCCCGUAACUCGGUGAGCGGGAAAGUCAUGAACAUAACCACGAAGUGCUCUAGAAGUGGGGCAGAAGCCUCCAUUGACCAAAGCCUUUGGUUCUUGGCUGUGCUGAUGCUGGGGAGCAAGUUUCUUUAA